AAAGGGUUCAUAAAGGGCUGAAAAUGUCUGCGAGAGAGCCCUCAAACACUCGAUGAUUUGACAGUAGGACAGCUCUAAACCCUCACGGGCUUUGCGGAAGCGUGCCUUUAACGUUCGUGAGGGCGGAGAUUAGGAUUGGGCCAAAGUGUGUCUGUGUGGCCUUUGGCAUUUCUGAACAUGGCUUCCAUGAAGAAAAUACUGGUUGCUGCUGUUGUUGCUGCCGUUGCAGCUUUCAUUGGACACCGAUUUCUGAAACUAAAGGAAAUCUCCCUUGCUUCCAGAGAGGUGCCUGUGAAACACCUCAAAUGUCAUUAUAUAAAGAAUAUUGAAUAUGGAGCAGAGGAUAUCACAAUACUAAGAGAUGGCCUGGCCUUUCUAAGCACAGGGUUACACGUUCCUGGACUGCCUCGGUUCUCCGAUGAACCAGGGAAAAUGUAUGUCAUGGAUAUGCUGCAUCCAAAGCCAACGCCAGUGCAGCUGCAAAUCAAAGGAGAGCUGGACCUCAGCUCUUUCAACCCACAUGGCAUUACUGCGUACAUCGAUGAAGCAGAUGACUCUGUGUACCUGUUUGUUGUCAAUCACCCUCAGCAUAAAAGCCAAGUGGAGAUCUUUCAUUUUGUUGAGGAGAACACACUUGUACACCUAAAAACUAUUACCCACCCUUUACUCCACAGUGUAAAUGACAUCGUUGCAGUCGGAGUAGAGAGCUUCUAUGCGACCAAUCAUCAAUCUUUUGCCAAUGAUGUGCUCAACUUUGUGACUGUCAUACUGGGUCUCCCCUGGUGUGAUGUGGUAUACUACAGUCCAAAGGAAGUGAGGGUGGCAGCCGAUGGCUUUCUGUCCGCAAAUGGCAUCAACAUAUCACCUAACAAACGGUAUAUUUAUGUUUCAGAUAUCAUGGGACAUUUGAUUGACGUUUAUGAGAGAAAAGAAGGAGAGCAAUUAAUGCACCUUAAGUCUGUAGCUGUUGGGUCACUCUGUGAUAACAUUGAGGUGGACCACAAGACGGGUGACAUAUGGCUGGGUUGUCACCCAAAUGGCAUGAAGUUGUCAAUGUUUGACCCUAAAAAUCCGCCCGGCUCCGAGGUCAUCCGGAUCCAGAACAUUCACUCCGAUCAGCCAGUUGUGAGCCAGGAGUACGUUGAUAACGGCCAUGUGAUCAUGGGCUCCUCUGUAGCAGCUCCCUAUGAGGGAAAGUUGCUAAUUGGCAGUGUUUUCCACAAAGCCCUGUGUUGUGAUUUUAAAUAAUGUGUGUAUUAUGUGUACUCACAACUGCUAAAGAAUAGAAAUGUAAAUAUGAUUUGGAUUGAUAUGGGAUGGAAAUAAUAAAAUCUUGAUUCCUCAAUUGCAGAAGAGGAAUAUUUACCCACUCCAGACACUGACUCAUUGUGUGUGUAAAGCAGGAAACUGUUGAAUAUUUAUUUAGUA
Molecule: messenger RNA, 1428 nt
Organism: Anarrhichthys ocellatus (wolf-eel)
Lineage: Eukaryota; Metazoa; Chordata; Actinopteri; Perciformes; Anarhichadidae
Product: serum paraoxonase/arylesterase 2-like
Exons: 9
Coding region: 178-1248 (356 amino acids)
Molecular function (GO): arylesterase activity
Source: RefSeq, a predicted model, not a curated record